AUGGAGAUUACAAUCGCAGGGCUCCUAAGAAGUGAUGAGAUCAGGGGAGAAAUUCAGGAGAUAAAGAGGAGAUUUGUCCUCUCUCUGCAGUGCUCUAUGCCCAGGUCUCUGUGGCUGGGCUGCUCCAGCCUGGCGGACAGCAUGCCUUCGCUGCGAUGCCUGUAUAACCCAGGGACUGGCGCACUCACAGCUUUCCAGAAUUCCUCAGAGAGAGAAGACUGUAAUAAUGGCGAACCCCCUAGGAAGAUAAUACCAGAGAAGAAUUCACUUAGACAGACUUACAACAGCUGUGCCAGACUCUGCUUAAACCAAGAAACAGUAUGUCUAGCAAGCACUGCUAUGAAGACUGAAAAUUGUGUGGCCAAAACGAAACUUGCCAAUGGCACUUCCAGUAUGAUUGUGCCCAAGCAACGAAAACUCUCAGCAAGCUAUGAGAAGGAAAAGGAGCUGUGUGUCAAAUAUUUUGAGCAGUGGUCAGAGUCCGAUCAAGUGGAAUUUGUAGAACAUCUUAUAUCCCAAAUGUGUCAUUACCAACAUGGACACAUAAACUCAUAUCUUAAACCUAUGCUGCAGAGGGAUUUCAUAACUGCUCUGCCAGCUCGGGGUUUGGAUCACAUUGCUGAGAACAUUCUGUCAUACCUGGAUGCCAAAUCACUAUGUGCUGCUGAACUUGUAUGUAAGGAAUGGUACCGAGUGACAUCUGAUGGCAUGUUAUGGAAGAAGCUCAUUGAGAGAAUGGUCAGGACGGAUUCUCUGUGGAGAGGCCUGGCAGAACGAAGAGGAUGGGGACAGUAUUUAUUCAAAAACAAACCUCCUGAUGGGAACGCUCCUCCCAACUCCUUUUAUAGAGCACUUUAUCCUAAAAUUAUACAAGACAUUGAGACAAUAGAAUCUAACUGGAGAUGUGGAAGACAUAGUUUACAGAGAAUCCACUGCCGAAGUGAAACAAGCAAAGGAGUUUACUGUUUACAGUAUGAUGAUCAGAAGAUAGUAAGCGGCCUUCGAGACAACACAAUCAAGAUCUGGGAUAAAAGCACGCUGGAAUGCAAGCGAAUUCUCACAGGCCAUACGGGUUCUGUCCUGUGUCUCCAGUAUGAUGAGAGGGUGAUCAUAACUGGAUCAUCGGAUUCCACAGUCAGGGUAUGGGAUGUAAAUACAGGUGAAAUGCUAAACACCUUGAUUCACCAUUGUGAAGCAGUUCUGCACUUACGUUUCAAUAAUGGCAUGAUGGUGACCUGUUCCAAAGACCGUUCCAUUGCUGUAUGGGAUAUGGCCUCCCCAACUGACAUUACCCUCCGGAGGGUGCUAGUCGGACAUAGAGCUGCUGUCAACGUUGUAGACUUUGAUGACAAGUACAUCGUUUCUGCGUCUGGAGAUAGGACUAUAAAGGUAUGGAACACAAGUACUUGUGAGUUUGUAAGGACCUUAAAUGGACACAAACGUGGCAUUGCCUGUUUGCAGUACAGAGAUAGGCUGGUGGUGAGUGGCUCGUCUGACAACACUAUCAGAUUAUGGGACAUAGAAUGUGGUGCGUGUUUACGAGUGUUGGAAGGCCAUGAGGAACUGGUGCGCUGUAUUCGAUUUGAUAACAAGAGGAUAGUGAGUGGGGCCUAUGAUGGAAAAAUUAAAGUGUGGGAUCUUGUAGCUGCUUUGGACCCCCGUGCUCCUGCAGGGACGCUGUGUCUACGGACCCUUGUGGAGCAUUCUGGAAGAGUUUUCCGACUCCAGUUUGAUGAAUUCCAGAUUGUCAGUAGUUCACAUGAUGACACAAUCCUCAUCUGGGACUUCCUAAAUGAUCCAGCUGCCCAAGCUGAACCCCCCCGUUCCCCUUCUCGAACAUACACCUAUAUCUCCAGAUAA
Messenger RNA from Puma concolor (puma), 1860 nucleotides. Lineage: Eukaryota; Metazoa; Chordata; Mammalia; Carnivora; Felidae. The record is from RefSeq and is a predicted model, not a curated record.